UUAGAAUUAGAUGGAUAAUUUUAUAUUUCUCUCAGUGGUCAUUUACAAUUAGAUGGAUAAUUAAAUAUUUAUAUAUUAAUCAAAAAUGUAUAAAAAUCGACGAGGAGUUAGUUAGUUCCAUACCACAACUACUACACCUGCGCCAUCUGUAACUGUAACCGUAACCGUAACCGUAACGCUCUUCUUCUGACUCUCAUCGCACCUGCUCCGCCACUUUUCUCCUCCAUGGCCCCGAGCAAGCUCAAUUCCACUGAUCCUUAUGAGAAUGGAGAUGCUGGAAUUAGUGAUUCACUCUCGUUAUUUCACUCCGAGAAGGCAGUUCAGGAGCUUCUACAGCAGACUCCGGUUCAGGGGACUGAUGAUCAUCUUAUUGAGUUUUCCGAGGCGUUAAGAACUGUUGCAAAGGCGUUAAGACGAGCUGCUGAAGGGAAAGCUUCUGCUCAAGCUGAGGCUACUGAAUGGAAGCGGAGAUAUGAACUCGAGAUGGAAAGGAAUCAGCGGUUUCAGCGUCAAGAAAAGUCAGCCGGGAAAAACAAUGGUGGCUUAGCCGAAGGGAAGACUCAUAACCCAGACAGCCAAUCUGUGCCAAGUAAUCAAGCAAAUGGAUUAUCUGAAACUUGUUAUACCAAUGGGAUAUGCUCUCAUGAAAUUCUUCAAAAUGGAGAGACUGAUUCCGAUUCCAACAUGUCUCAAAAUAAGAUGAUGAGAAAGGCAUCUUUUAAACUUGCAUGGUGUUGCAAAGGUGAUAGUGACCAACACAAACAUGAUGUUGUAUCUUUUGAAAGAGGGAACAUAACGACUGCAGAGCGCAGCAGUAAACAGAUUUCUUUAAAGUGGGAAUCUGAUCCACAGACUGUGCUUAUAAUGACCAAGCCAAAUUCUACUUCUGUUCGUGUACUAUGUGCAGAUAUGGUCAGAUGGUUGAAAGAGCAUAAAAAGUUACAAAUUUAUGUGGAACCGCGUGUCAGGAAUGAACUUCUAACAGAAUCAUCUUACUUCAACUUUGUUCAUACUUGGAAAGUUGACAAGGAAAUCUCACAGCUACACACAAAAGUUGACCUUGUGGUAACUCUUGGUGGGGACGGUACAGUUCUUUGGGCAGCAUCAAUGUUCAAAGGACCGGUUCCUCCCAUUGUUCCAUUUUCUUUAGGUUCUCUUGGCUUUAUGACACCAUUUUAUAGCGAACAUUACAGAGAUUGCUUUGAUUCAAUUCUGAAAGGUCCAAUUAGCAUUACAUUGCGACACAGGUUGCAAUGCCAUGUUAUUAGAGAUGCAGCAAAACACGAGGUUGAAACCGAGGAGCCAAUACUUGUUCUAAAUGAGGUUACAAUUGACCGUGGAAUAUCAUCUUUCCUCACAAAUUUGGAAUGCUAUUGUGACAACUCAUUUGUCACGUGUGUGCAAGGUGAUGGGCUAAUUUUAUCAACAACAUCUGGCAGCACCGCAUACUCAUUGGCAGCUGGAGGAUCGAUGGUCCAUCCGCAGGUUCCUGGCAUACUCUUUACACCAAUUUGUCCGCACUCCUUAUCCUUUCGGCCUCUGAUAUUACCGGAGCACGUAACAAUUCGAGUGCAAGUUCCAUUCAAUAGUAGAAGCUCUUCUUGGGCAUCUUUUGAUGGGAAGGACAGAAAACUGUUAGAACCCGGUGAUGCACUUGUGUGCAGUAUGGCGCCUUGGCCUGUGCCUACAGCAUGCCAGGGGGAUUCAACUAAUGACUUCCUGCGGAGCAUCCAUGAAGGGCUUCACUGGAAUCUGAGGAAAACUCAGUCUUUUGAUGGUCCUCGGGAGCAUUAAAGUUCUCGCUUUAUUUUUCUCACAGAAGAAGUAAAUGAUGGAUUUAUACUUAUUUAAGAGCAUCGGCGUCAUAGACAUAUAAAGUGUCAAAUUAAUUGCAUCCGAUGAUGAUGAUGUGAUGAAAAUCCGAGGAGGCAAUUUAAAUGUAUGUUCUAAAACCAAAUUGCCUCUAUACUUUAUAGAAUUGAUGUAGCUGUUAAAGGAGUUAGAUACAAGAAAGCCUACUGUAGAAUGUGUUUGUGAUAGACAGUGUCUCCUUGUAGUAUCUGCAUUAUACAUCGUUUAAUUUUUUAAUUGUAGUAAUAAAACGAAAUUUUAUCA
Molecule: messenger RNA, 2115 nt
Organism: Mercurialis annua (annual mercury)
Lineage: Eukaryota; Viridiplantae; Streptophyta; Magnoliopsida; Malpighiales; Euphorbiaceae
Product: NAD(H) kinase 1
Exons: 11
Coding region: 226-1794 (522 amino acids)
Biological process (GO): NADP+ biosynthetic process; NAD+ metabolic process
Molecular function (GO): NAD+ kinase activity
Source: RefSeq, a predicted model, not a curated record